GCCAACCUCAAAAUAGAAUACAUGCAAUAACAGACAAAGAAGCAAAAAGACAAAAGUUUCCAGAGAGGCUGAGCCUAGGGCCGGGGUGUGCCCUGCAGCUGGGGGGUGGGGUUGGAUGUUCUUGGAGUCUGUGUACAGUGUCCGGACAGGAUAUGAGAGAGGAACUGGGGUCUCCAGUCACGAGAGCCAGCCAGGGCUGCAGCUGAGAAGGAUCAAGGCUGCGGUCACCCUCUCAGCAUGGAGGUGCCCUGGCCUCAACCCUGGGCACUCGGUCUCCUGCUGGCCUUCCUGCCUCGAGCGUGGGGCGCAGAGACCAAUCUCUCCCUGCUGUACCACCUCACAGCCGUGUCCUCCCCUGCCCCGGGGACUCCUGCCUUCUGGGCUUCAGGCUGGCUGGGUCCCCAGCAGUAUCUGACUUAUAGCAACCUGCGGCCUGUGGCUGAGCCCUGUGGGGCUUGGAUCUGGGAAAACCAGGUGGCAUGGUACUGGGAGAAAGAGACCACAGACCUGAAGAGCAAGGAGAAUCUCUUUCAGGAGGCUCUCAAAGUCCUGAAAGGAGAAGGUCCCUACACCCUGCAGGGCCUGCUGGGUUGUGAACUGGGCCCUGACAACACCUCGGUGCCCACGGCCACAUUCGCUCUGAAUGGUGAGGAGUUCAUGCAGUUCGACCCCACAAGUGGCAACUGGACUGGGGAGUGGCCAGAGUCCUUGACUGUCAGUGAGCUGUGGAUGCAGCAGGCAGCAACGGUGAAUAAGGAGAAGACUUUCCUGCUCUACUCCUGCCCACAGCGACUGAUGGGGCACCUGGAGCGAGGCCGUGGGAACUUGGAGUGGAAGGAGCCACCCUCCAUGCGCCUGAAGGCCCGGCCCAGCAGCCCCGGCUUUUCCACGCUCACCUGUAGUGCGUUCUCCUUCUACCCACCGGAGGUGCAACUUCGCUUCCUAAGGAACGGGCUGGCAGCUGGCACCGGAGAGGGCGGCCUGGGCCCCAAUGGCGAUGGCUCCUUCCACGCCUGGUCAUCGCUGGAAGUUAAAAGUGGUGACGAGCACCACUAUCGCUGCCUUGUGCAGCACGGGGGGCUGGCACAGCCCCUCACUGUGGAGCUGGUCUGUCUUGUGCCUACUGAAGCCAGUUCUCCUCACUCCUGACUGCCUUCUAUUUUGCUGCUCCUGGCCUCCUGGACUCUGACCACCGGUUCACCAUGGUGGUCAGUCCUCUUGAGUCUGACCAUCUUCCAUCUUGCUGCUGCCAGUCUUCAUGAAGUCUGACAUUUAUUUUCUGCCAUUGUCAAUCCUCACCAAAGCUAAGCAAGUACUGCCUUGCUACUGCUGUCCUCCAAGAGACUAGCCCACUGCUAUGCGUGCCCCUCCCUCCUGAGUUGGAGCCCUGCCACCCGCUGCUGAUGGUCCCUUGCUUGGGUGACUGGGCACUCUCUCACUAUGCCAGGUUCUUGCAUCCAACCUGGGGACAUUCUGCCCAGAUGCAGGGCAUCACCUGAUUGGCUCUUUCUGCCCUUGAUGCUGGGGGAUCUCUGAGGUUGGGAGGGACCAGUUAGCCCCCUCCCGCCCCCAUU
Messenger RNA from Castor canadensis (American beaver), 1574 nucleotides. Lineage: Eukaryota; Metazoa; Chordata; Mammalia; Rodentia; Castoridae. The record is from RefSeq and is a predicted model, not a curated record.